AACGCCGAGCUCUUUAACCAGAGGGCCAAACGCAGACUGUUUAUUCUGCCGCAACUGGCUUUACUGUGGGACUCCUGCUCUGCCCCGAUCCGAACACUAUGCUCUAAGACCCAGCUAUUUAAUCUACUUUGUCGGAUUCCGAAAAGUGCGCUUUUUAAAAUCCAGUUCAAAUAUUUGGUUGCACGAUUGACACCCGAAGUAAUGCAAAUGUCACCAAUCGUGAUUAUUUCUCACAGUUAAAGGAAUAUCUAUAUCAAGGACCCUUUGGGAAAACGCUUCUCAUCUUUUAAGCGCCCCCUUCUGAUGAGUGUGGAGAACCCGGCAGUGUUCCGGCCCGUGGGCCGAGUGCUGGACAUGGAGCCACGGGCGACAGGAGGAGGAGGAGGAGGAGGAGGAGGAGGAGGAGGAGGAGGGAAACUGGCCCUGGGCUUCCAGAGGAGCUCCACAUCUGACGAUGACUCUGGCUGUGCACUGGAAGAAUACACCUGGGUACCGCCUGGGCUCCGGCCUGAACAGGUGCAGCUGUAUUUCUCCUGUCUGCCGGAGGAUAAGGUCCCCUAUGUCAACAGUCCGGGGGAGAAACACAGGAUUCGGCAGCUCCUCUACCAGCUUCCCCCCCACGACAACGAGAUUCGAUACUGCCAGUCGCUGGGUGAGGAGGAGAAGAGGGAGCUGCACAUGUUCAGCACUCAGAGGAAGAAGGAGGCGCUGGGCAGAGGCACCCCUAAAGUCCUGCCCCGGACCCUGCAGCACACCAUCUGCCAACACUGUGGAGAGGGCAUCGGUGGCGGUGAGAUGGCGGUGUUCGCCUCCAGGGCCGGUGUGGGCCCCUGCUGGCACCCGGCGUGUUUCGCGUGCUCCACGUGCCACGAGCUGCUGGUGGACCUCAUCUACUUCUACCACAACGGCAAGAUCCAGUGCGGACGGCAUCACGCCGAGCUCCUCAAACCACGCUGCUCCGCCUGCGAUGAGAUUAUCUUCGCAGACGAGUGCACGGAGGCGGAGGGCCGCCACUGGCACAUGAACCACUUCGCCUGCUUUGAGUGUGAGACGGUGCUGGGGGGGCAGCGCUACAUCAUGAAGGACGGAAGGCCCUUCUGCUGCUCCUGCUUCGAGUCGCUCUACGCCGAGUACUGCGAGGCCUGCGGAGAGAACAUCGGUGUGGACCACGCCCAGAUGACGUACGAGGGCAUCCACUGGCACGCCACGGACAAGUGCUUCUGCUGCGCCCACUGCAAGAGCUCCCUGCUGGGCUGCCCCUUCCUGCCCAAGGAGGGCCGCAUCUACUGCUCCAAGGCCUGCAGCCAGGGCGAGGACCUCCACCUGUCCGACUCCUCCGACUCCGCUUUCCAGUCGGCGCGCUCCAGAGAGUCCCGCCGCAGCGUGCGCGUGGGCAAGAGCAGUCGCCCCGGCGACCAGCACACCCGGGCCGCGGCUCAGACGCACUCUCCCGCGGGCGACUACCGGGUGGGCAGCAGCAGCGGCGGCGGCGGCGGCGCCGGCGUGGUUGGCGGGGGUGUGUGCGGGGCGCCCGCGAUGGAGGGAGUGUGUGAGAAGCUGGCCCAGCUGGAGUUUGGCGACGGGCACUUGUGGAUGGGCGAGCAGGAGCCCGGCGAGGAAGAGGAGCGAGAGGAGGACGAAGAGGAGUGGGCGCAGCACGAGGACUACAUGACGCAACUGCUCCUCAAGUUCGGCGAGAAGGGCAUCUUCGGACCCCCGGAGAACGGCGGCACCGCUGACCCGCGGGGACGACCCGGAAUCAGCGGCGAGCCGUGGAGGCUGAUGGACUCCUCAGACGCCCACUCCAAGCUAGAGAUGAAGACGGGCCCGGUCCAUCAGAACCAACACCAACACCAGAACCAGAACCUCCCUCUUCAGAGCCACGGGCUGGCCAGCAAGAAGCACCAGGCUGACAUGUACUGGGCCCAGUCUCAGGACGGGCUGGGAGACUCGGCCUACGGGAGCCACCCGGGCCCCGCGAGCGCCCGGAAGAUCCAGGAGCUGGAGCUGGACCAGGCCGGCGGCGGCGCCGGGUUCUGGAGCGCGCCCCGCCAGUGGUAUGAGGACUCGCUGGAGUGCAUCACGGACGAGCUGAGGAAGGCAGAGCAGAGCGUGGGAGACUCCAUGGACUCCCUGGCCCUGUCCAACAUCACAGGGGCGUCAGUGGAAGGGGAGAGCCAAGACAGGCAGCUGCUGUACUCCCUGCAGGCGCUGAAGGAGUCGGAGGCCGAGGACUGCGACAAGCUGAGCAACAUGGGCACGCUCAACUCCUCCAUGAUACACCGCAGCACCAACUCCCUCAAGAGCCUCGGCUCCGAGCUCGACCAGGUGGACGCCGCCCGUGAGGAGGAGGAGGAGGAGGAGGAGGAGGAGGAAGAGGAGGUGAUGGGGCUGGGGAUGGGAGGAGAGGCCCACUUGCCAGAGGAGAUGGCUUCGCCUGUGCACUUGCCGGUUCUUCGGAGAACUCGCUCGCAGUCGCGGCCCCAGCAGGUGAAGUUUUCCGACGACGUUCUGGAAGGCGGGUUGGCGUAUGGGGAGGCGGUGGUGCAGCGUCAGGCUCCCCAGAGCGAGCGACCCAGUCGCCGGGUCUACCGCGCGGACGAGCCGGACCGCCGCUCCGUCCAGCUGCGCCAGUCGCACUCUCACCACCGCAAGCGGCGUCACGGACGCAAAACCCGCUCGGACAACGCCCUGCACCUCGCCCAGCACGAGCGCGCUCCCGCCUCCACUCGCCUCCGCUACGACCACCAGGGGGCGCCGGCAGCGGUGGCGACGUCUUCGGCCGGCCAGCUCCGGCCUGACCCGAAACCCCGUCUCCACGGUCACCCUGGUCCACAGCGGCAGCUCUCGUACCCGCACACGACGUCCGACUACGCCCUGCAGCACGCGGCGCGCUCCGCGCACUUCCGCGGCCUCUACGGCGACGGCGACUACGCCUACGAGGACGAGGACUGGUGCUCCACGUGCUCGUCCUCCUCGUCCGAGUCCGAGGAGGAGGGCUUCUUCCUGGGCCAGCCCAUCCCCCGGCCGCGCCUGCAGAGGAUGCACUACUACGUGGACGACCUCCCGACCCCUGUGACGGCGAUGUCCACCGGACACCCCUACGACUCGCGGACUAAAGCCAAGAAGAGGGGUCACCGGGGGAAGAACUGCAUUAUCUCCUAAACACAAUCUCCUCUUGAUGUGUGUGUACUCUUCCGCAGAGACUGAUUGGACAGAUAUGGACAGAGGGAGGGGUGUGUGUGUGUGUGUGUGUGUGUGUGUGUGUGUUUGUGUAUCCGCUCAGAGUGCAAACUUUGGUUGUAAGGAAUUUUGAACACGUCAAGGUAUUUAGAGAGAGUUUUCAUGCGUUCCUUCAAGGCUUUAUUUCUGGUAGACUACUUUGGCUAGUGGACUGCCAGAAACAUUAACAGGAAAACAGGAAAAAUAAAUGUCAUCUCCAUUCGUACAAAGUUCCUACAUUAUUCUCCCGUUUUGACAAGACGUCAGGUAUCCUUAAAUAAUUGAGAGCAAUUGCUGACGAUGGCUUUAUGUGCCAAUAUAGCUUAUUUAACCAUGUGUAAAAAUACACGUCCUGUUUUAUUGAGAAGCACAUCAGUAAAGACAGAACUCAUGUCAGUUAAUAUUCAUGAAAUAAUAACACUCCACCACACACACCACAAAUCAAUGCUCUCUGUGACACACAAGGAAAAUAUGAGAAGUUAUUACUUCCUCUAAGGUCAAAGGUCACAACCCCAAUCCCAGGUCAUUUAGUCUCAUAGCAAGACUGGGAUCAUAUUUUAUUUUUCACCGAUUUGCCAACAGCAGCAUGUUUUAUGUAUUUCAUGUUUGUAUGAACCAUUCAAAGUAUUCAAGUCAUAAGCAAUAUUUUGUGCAUUGUAUAGCAACAUUGUUCCCAAUAAGAAAAGAAAGACGUUACAAUAGCACCUAGAGACUAAUUAAUAGAAUUUAUUUAAUAGAAUAAACAUUCAUGUAUAUUUGUUAAAUUAAAAGUUUAAUACUGAUAUUUUUUAUAUAUGAGUGUGUCCAAUAAUGCCUUUUUUAAUGUUUCUGAUGUGGAAUAUGAGGAGCGAAGCUGACGUGUUUCUUAUAAAGUGGCCAUCUAACCUCUACUCUCUAAACUUUGUCUGUAAACAUGUCAAAAACGGCUGUACAUAGCAAUCCCUGCUUCCUGGUUUCAGAGUACUGAAAGAAAAUAUGUCUGAUAUGGUUUAGUUUGCCCUACCCGUGUCACCCGAGUUAUUCUCUGAUAGUAACAUGCACGUGCCUUGGGUUUUAAAAACAAUUUUAAUAAUAAUAAUUAUAAUUAUAAUAUGUAACCAUGACAGCAUAAGGUGUGUAUACCACAGGUAACUAUAUUCAAUUUUUUUUUUGUUUUGUUCUCCAACUUACAUGUAAUGUAAAGAGAGCUUUAAUAAAUAUUGUGCUAAACUA
Clupea harengus (Atlantic herring) is the source of this 4434-nucleotide messenger RNA. RefSeq names its product prickle homolog 1b (gene prickle1b). The record is from RefSeq and is a predicted model, not a curated record. Gene Ontology annotation, molecular function: zinc ion binding. Lineage: Eukaryota; Metazoa; Chordata; Actinopteri; Clupeiformes; Clupeidae.